GGCGGGCGCACAGCUGAGCCGAGGUUCAGACGCCCGGCCCGCGCCUCGGGCUUCCGCCGGGUCAGCUGACCACCCAGUGCGGAACUAAUAGCCGGCCCGAGCUGCCCGCCGCCGCCGCCGCGCUUCUGCUCCGCGCUCCGCACUCGGUAUAGCGCGCCCGCCCCGUCGCCAUGGCUGGGCUUGUGGUCAGUGGAGCUCAAGUGUCCUACAUAGGCCAGGACUGCAGAGAGAUUCCAGAGCACCUCGGCAGGGACUGCGGACAUUUUGCAAAGAGGCUUGAUCUGAGCUUUAACCUUCUGAGGUCACUGGAAGGACUGAGCGCGUUCGGGAGCCUGGAGGAACUCAUCUUGGACAACAAUCUGCUCGGGGAUGACCUCGUGUUGCCAGGGUUACCCAGGCUCCACACCUUAACCCUCAACAAGAACCAAAUAUCUGACUUGGAGUGCCUGCUUGAUCACCUGGCAGAAGUGACACCAGCUCUGGAGUACCUCAGCCUGCUGGGAAAUGUGGCAUGUCCCAAUGAGCUAGUCAGCCUGGAAAAGGAUGAGGAAGACUACAAGAGAUACAGAUGCUUUGUUCUGCACAAGCUGCCCAAUUUGAAGUUUCUGGAUGCUCGUAAAGUAACCAAACAAGAACGAGAGGAAGCUUUGGUCAGAGGGGCGUUCAUGAAGGUGGUGAAGCCCAAGGCCUCUGGUGACAGCGUUGCCGCCUCUCCGAAGAGCCGCUACACACCCCUGCCUUCUGCUUCCAGGGAACUCACCAGUCACCGAGGUGUCCUGGGGAAGUGUCGCUAUGUUUACUAUGGGAAAAACUCAGAGGGCAACAGGUUUAUCCGCGAUGACCAGCUCUGAAGGCAAGUUCUGUAUGCCUUAGCCAGUGACAUGAGAGUAAAAGAAAAAAGGGAAAGCAAAAAUAAAGAAAAAGCUAAACGAAAAGACAAUGGCCCACAUCGCUUUUCUGUGGGAAAGCUAUGACGUCAGCUUUUGGUACCUUCUGCUGACUUUGCCAGGCCUGUCAAGAUCAUCCUUCUGCCUUAGACUGAGUGGUCACAUAGAGAUUGACAUGAUUGCCCUUAAGCAGGUCUCAUCCACCACAGUGACAGACAGCGGUGGCGAAGCACCAGGGCUGACAGGAUGAACACCAUGAUAGAUUGCCUGGCCCCUCCACUGCUCACAGGGGAGCAGAGGUCACACCUGGGGCCUCCCUAAGUAUGCUCAGUGGCUUUAGUCAAGUGAGAGAGACUGUGUCUUUAGCUCGCCUACUGAGUAGAGAUCCUCCUAAUACCAUCGUGCUGUGGGUUUAUUUUCAGUGAGAGAGUCCCAGUUUAAAGGAAGGCUCUACUCCCUUAUUUCCCUUAAAUCUUAACCUCUUGUAUUCUGCAUGGUCCCCUCCCACCCCACCCCCAUCAGCCUUUAGCAUCUUUAUCACGGGCAAUGCAUUUCAGUUUGCAGUUUCUCAGAGAACAGAAGAGGUAAGUUCUUAGACACGUUGUGCAUUUAUGGUGAGCUUUGUGUUCUUAGCAUUCGUGUAUUGGAGUAAGUUGCCUUCCCUAAAUCCCUGACUACAAAAACAUGGACUUCAUCAUAUUUUGUUCACUUAGAAAUCCAAUUCUUGCCCUGAAUGCUAGUCAGUGUCAGGCAUCUUUCACAACACCGGGUUCUGGUUGUACCAAAGGCUCUUAUUUAUUUAUUUUUAACCACACACCCUCCCAGCUAUGUCUAAGGCCAUAUGUGUGUUUGAAGCUGGCUUGCUCCUUUGGGUGCUAUUUACAGGGAGUGAGGUGAUAAAAGAUGGAGUGAUAGGUCAGGAAGUUAAAAAGGAGAGUGAAGACUGCAGAAAACACUCACCAGACCAGGCAGUUUUUAAUAAAAGGCACAAAACCCUUUGAACUUGGUAUAUUCCUCAGAAUCUCUCAGAAAUGAAAUCCACAGCUUGUGAGAUGGUCUUUGUGCACCUUUGGCUCUAUUCCAGCCCUAAUGUUACAAGGAAAGGAAGCGUGAUCAUACUGGUCGGGUGGCUAUAAUAUAAUUCCAUUUAAUAUACUGGUACACCAGUAGAAGAUGUUUGAAAGGCUUACUGCUCUUGACACAAUAGCGUUUAUUUUUGCUUUUAUUUGGACCAGGUUCACUGUCCUGGGUCUCCCAGUAUUCGGUUAGUUUGAGGACAGCAAAACAUGAAAGAGAAUCCUUCCCAGUUGUAGAUACCAAAUGACUAGAGAGCUGCUAUAGUAAAAGUCUUUAAAGACUCAGAACCCACAAACAUCACUGGAAAAUAAAAUAUUUCUAAAAAAAAAAAAAGAA
Molecule: messenger RNA, 2300 nt
Organism: Orcinus orca (killer whale)
Lineage: Eukaryota; Metazoa; Chordata; Mammalia; Artiodactyla; Delphinidae
Gene: LRMDA
Product: leucine rich melanocyte differentiation associated
Exons: 7
Coding region: 171-851 (226 amino acids)
Biological process (GO): melanocyte differentiation
Molecular function (GO): protein binding
Source: RefSeq, a predicted model, not a curated record